Rotaria sp. Silwood1 is the source of this 453-nucleotide messenger RNA. The record is from the annotation of a GenBank genome assembly. NCBI's taxonomy places the organism in Eukaryota, Metazoa, Rotifera, Eurotatoria, Philodinida, Philodinidae.
AUGUAUUAUUUUAAUACAAAUAAUUAUGAUUAUGCUGUUAGUGAUUUUACACAAUUAUUAAAACGACAAUCAGAUCAUGUUACAGCACGUCUUUAUCGUGGUGUUUCAUAUUAUUAUUUAGAAUAUUAUCAAUUAGCUUUAGCAGAUUUUUCUACAACACUUCAUUAUGAUCCAUCUAAUUGGCAAGCUUAUUAUCAUCAUUUUAGUAUCUCAUUAUUAAUUAAUCCUGAAUAUGAAAAUGUUGGUGCAAAUCUUCAUCAUGCAUUUAUUUAUUGUCAACAAAAUCAAUUUGAUGCAGCUAUUGCAGAUUAUGAAACUGUAUUAAUAUUAGAUCGUGAACAUGCAUCAGCAUUAUGUAAUUUAGCUAUUAUUUAUAUGAGAACAAAUGUACAAAAAGCUUUACAAUUAUUUUCAAGAGCAAUUGAAGCUGAACCAACAUAUGUUCGAGCUUAG